Molecule: messenger RNA, 693 nt
Organism: Triticum turgidum subsp. durum (durum wheat)
Lineage: Eukaryota; Viridiplantae; Streptophyta; Magnoliopsida; Poales; Poaceae
Source: the annotation of a GenBank genome assembly
AUGCAUUGCGACAACAAUGUCCUCGUGAUCCUACGCCCCUCGAAGGGGACUUAUGAUAUGGUCCAGCUUCCCGAGGAACCUUGCGGUGCAAGAAGCGGGCUCUCGCUGCCCAAAGAUUCCGUCAUAGCAAGCUAUGAGAGAGGGGUACAUUAUGUGGCGACUAACAAUUCACAGCUUCGAGUUUGGAUGCUAAACGAAUUGACCGGUGGACAGCUAGGUUGGACACUGUCGCACGACACCAACCUCAACCUGCAUGGCGAUAUGAUUCGCACUCUUAAAAUAAAACCAAAGGUGACAUGGAGGAUUGUUGGAAGCAGAGGUGGUCCAGUCAGCUUGACCGACGAAGACGUUGAUGACGACUGGGCCAGAUCAUAUGACUCUGAACAUUCCUGGAACUCGGAUGAGGACAACUUCAUCGACAUGAUUGGAGGCGCCGACCGCGACCAGUCGGUAGAACGAGGUGCCUAUUGCAGUAUCAUGGGAUUUCAUCCGCACAAGAAUGCACUCAUCCUCAUUCUUAGCAGCGCGGUGGUAGUGUACCAUCUCGACACGUCAAGGAUGCAAUAUCUAGGAGAUGCGGAUGAGCUCGAUAAAGACCACACACAAGUAGCUUGUUGUGUCGAUGAUUCGUUCAUUUACCGACCUUGCUAUAAGGAUAUGCUCCCAACAGGGAAAUUAUGCAUGCCACCUUAA